Nematolebias whitei (Rio pearlfish) is the source of this 579-nucleotide messenger RNA. RefSeq names its product glutamyl-tRNA amidotransferase subunit C (gene gatc). Gene Ontology annotation, molecular function: glutaminyl-tRNA synthase (glutamine-hydrolyzing) activity. The coding region runs from base 4 to 579 and encodes 191 amino acids. NCBI's taxonomy places the organism in Eukaryota, Metazoa, Chordata, Actinopteri, Cyprinodontiformes, Rivulidae. The record is from RefSeq and is a predicted model, not a curated record. Gene Ontology annotation, cellular component: mitochondrion; glutamyl-tRNA(Gln) amidotransferase complex. Gene Ontology annotation, biological process: glutaminyl-tRNAGln biosynthesis via transamidation; mitochondrial translation; regulation of translational fidelity. The transcript has 6 exons.
AACAUGCUGCGGAUGUCCUCGUUGCUCUUCGUAGUUUCACUAAAAGCUUCCCAGCCUUCAUGUAAGCUGUUAACGAAGGGUUUAUGCUUAUUAAGAAACAGAAGAGUCAGCAUCAGAUGCCUUCAAGGACCUGUUGUAGCUCGACAGUUCAGCUCUGAGUCACAUAAUUCGAAGGUGCCUAGUGUUCCCACAUGGAAACCAGUACCAGAAGAGCAGCUUCCCCCGCCUGCCGUAGUUCCUGCUGAUCUGGUGGACAAGCUGGAGCGACUGGCUUUGGUUGAUUUCCGCACCAAACAAGGCCUGGCCUGUUUGGAAAAGGCCAUCCGGUUUGCAGAUCAGCUUCUCGUGGUCGACACAUCAGGAGUUGAACCGAUGGAUUCAGUUCUGGAGGACAGAGUUUUAUAUCUGAGGGACGACGCAGCGAUGGAAGGCGACUGUGCUCAGGAGCUGCUUAAACUCGCCAAACACACAGUUGAAGAAUAUUUUGUUGCACCACCAGGAAAUAUUCCUCUACCCAAGAGGGAGGAGAGGACUGCCAUGCUGAAACACUCCGAGUUCUGGUGGAAGUCUGACUUCUGA